AUGGAACAACUAAACAGACUGGGAUCUUCGACAAGACAAAUUAUCCUCGGGACCGAAACGCAACUGACACGCGAAAUCAUCGACGACCUCAUCUCUUUUCCCAAAAUUUGCCGUAACCUGUGGCACAUUGAAUUACUACACUUGGACGACGGGUAUCAUCCCGAUAACCACGCCAGAGACUUGACGGACGACACUAUCGUGAGGCUGGCGGCGGCGUGCCCUAAUCUUCGUUCUGCCAAAUUGCGGGCUACCACCCAAUUGGGACACAGAUCUUUGAUCGCAUUCUGUCAACAUUGUCCAGGACUGGAGCACUUGCAGAUAACUGGCGAAGCUGCCAAUAGAACUCUCUUCGUGCACGAAUCAUUGUUUGAUGAGCUAGCGAGACAGCCCAGCUGCGCUCCCGAGCUCGCACGUGCUUGCAUUAUCGAGGACGAGGCCAAGGAUGUCCAUAGAGCUUCAGAUUAUUCAACUGAACAGGAAUCCGAGACGGCCGGAUCCAAGGUCUUACCUUAA
Colletotrichum costaricense is the source of this 513-nucleotide messenger RNA. RefSeq lists its product as uncharacterized. The transcript has 3 exons. The record is from RefSeq and is a predicted model, not a curated record. Lineage: Eukaryota; Fungi; Ascomycota; Sordariomycetes; Glomerellales; Glomerellaceae. The coding region runs from base 1 to 513 and encodes 170 amino acids.